Columba livia (rock pigeon) is the source of this 2015-nucleotide messenger RNA. It is a transcript of the gene SLC30A3, whose product is annotated as solute carrier family 30 member 3. Gene Ontology annotation, cellular component: plasma membrane. The coding region runs from base 154 to 1479 and encodes 441 amino acids. The transcript has 8 exons. Gene Ontology annotation, biological process: response to zinc ion; zinc ion transmembrane transport. Gene Ontology annotation, molecular function: zinc ion transmembrane transporter activity. The record is from RefSeq and is a predicted model, not a curated record. Lineage: Eukaryota; Metazoa; Chordata; Aves; Columbiformes; Columbidae.
CCCCCCCGUGCCCUCGGCUGGUGUCUCUGUGGGACCACGGGCUGGACCCUCUCCGCCACCCCAUCUCGGGGCGGCGGCACGGCCGGAUGGGACCCCCCGCCCCGGGGAGCCCGGGGGUGCGGCUUCUCCCUCCCCCCGAGGAGGGGCGUGGCCAUGGGGGCAUGGCCAGGGGUGUGGCCCCACCCCCGGCUCCUCUCUCCCUUUGCCCUGCGGGUCUGUGUGGCAGGUGCUGCAGCAGGGGGCGGGGCCGCGGCAGGGGGGCGGGGCCACGGUGGGGCGGGGCACGGCAGGAGGCGGGGCCUCGGCCGUCCCGGCGGCUGGUGCCCGCGGUGCUGCUCGCUCCCGGCAUGGAGCCACCGACCGGCACCGAGAGCGCCCGCCUGGUCAGCCCGAGGGGCGACCGCGCCGACGGCAGCCUGCGCCUCAAGAGGCUCUCCAGAGACCCUGGCACCACCGCGCCCCCCGGCUCCCCACUGCUGGUGCAGCCCCCUCGCCCCCAGCCCCGGCCAGGGGAGGCUCCAGGCCCGCCGGCAGCUGAGCAUCGCCUGCAUCCUCUGCUGUGUCUUCAUGGUCGGGGAGGUGAUAGGCGGGUACCUGGCCCACAGCCUGGCCAUCAUGACGGACGCAGCCCACCUGCUGACGGACGUGGGCAGCAUGUCCGUCAGCCUUUUCUCCCUCUGGGUCUCCACCCGCCCGCCCACCAAGACCAUGAGCUUCGGCUGGCACCGCUCGGAGACGCUGGGCGCGCUGGCCUCUGUCCUCUCCAUCUGGGUUGUGACCGGCGCCCUUGUCUACCUGGCGGCCGCCCGCAUUGUCAGCAACGACUACGAGAUUGAGGCACGAGCCAUGCUGGCUACUUCCGCCUGCGCUGUCGGCGUCAACCUGGUCAUGGCCCACAUCCUGCACCAGUCCCCCGCCGGCCAUGGCCACAGCACGGGGGGCUACGAGCAGCUGGAGAGCGCUGGGGGCUGCCUGCCCGGCCGUGCCCCCCUGCCCGGCAGCACCAGCGUCCGUGCGGCCUUUGUCCACGUGGUGGGGGACCUGCUGCAGAGCCUCGGUGUCCUUGUGGCUGCCACCAUCAUCUACUUCAAGCCCCAGUGCAAGAUCGCAGACCCCAUCAGCACCCUCUUCUUCUCGGUCUUCGUCCUCGGCUCCACCUUCACCAUCCUCAGAGACGUCUUCAGAGUCCUCAUGGAAGGGACGCCACGGGGCAUCGAGUUCGACACGGUGAAGGAAGCGCUGCUGGGGGUGCGCGGGGUGAAGGGCACCCACGACCUGCACCUCUGGGCGCUGACGCUGAGCCACCACGCCGUGCCGGUGCACGUGGCUGUGGACGCCAGCGCCGACCCCGAGAUGGUGCUGCAGGAAGCCACCAGCCAGCUGCAGAGCAAGUUCGGCUUUGCCGCGUGCACGGUGCAGGUGGAGCGGUACCAGGAGGAGAUGGCAGCCUGCCGGCACUGCCAGGACCCCCGUGCCUGAGCCCCCACCCGCCGCACAGCCGGGUCGGGCCUGGCCUGGUCUCCAUCCCAUGGGCGAGCAGAACUGGCCCUGGAGCAGGGGGUGCAGCACGGGAGUGGGGACGGCCACGGGGUGUCCCUGUGCUGCACCCACCUGCUGCUGCGGAGCCCUGGGGGGGACAGUGCCCCCGAGGGUGCAGGGGCUGGGGCACAGGGACACACAGCCUGACCCCUGCAGCACAGGGGCUCCCCUGGGAAUCCGCACCCCCAGCUGUGCCGGGAGGGGACCAGCCCCAAAGGAGGGGGGUCCUGCCCCAAAGGAGGGGGGACCAGCCCCAAAGGAGGGGGGUCCUGACCCAAAGGAGGGGGGGUCCUGCCCCAAAAGAGCGGGGGACCAGCCCCAAAAGAGGGGGGAGCCCUGCCCCAAAGGAGGGGGGGACCAGCCCCAAAGGAGAGGGGUCCUGACCCAAAGGAGUGGGGGUCCUGCCUCACCACAUGUCCCCCCGCAGAGCCCUGUUGUCCCCUGCAGGAGAGGGGACAGGAGGGAGCCACUGCCGA